AUGAAUCCCCUGAAGGCUAAAAAGGUUGACAUCAAGACUCUAUCCCCAGAGGAGCAGCGGCUCUUCCGGCUGUACGGCAAACUACCUAGCCGCAGCGACCACUUUGCCAAGCAUCUGAAGGACCGCAAGUACUUUGACAGCGGCGACUAUGCCAUGAGCAAGGCGGGCAAAGGCGAUAGCGUCGACACCGGCUCGGUGGGCAGCCAGCACCCCGUACCCGAGGACAUCCCCCACCUCUCGAGCCCCAUAAACAGCCCCAGCGGCAUCAGCAACAUGCUUCACGCGCACCAGCAUCACAGCAGCCUGCAAGCUGGCAGUCCAGUCAAGGAGAGCAGUUUUCUCAACCAAGAGACAAACGCCGAGGAAAUAGAGGUAGACAAUGUAGACGCCGUCUUGCCUAGAAUAGAGACAAGCGUAACCACAAAUAUCAGCCAGCUCUACAGGUAG
Lasiosphaeria miniovina is the source of this 447-nucleotide messenger RNA. Its product is annotated as camp-regulated phosphoprotein/endosulfine conserved region-domain-containing protein. Gene Ontology annotation, cellular component: cytoplasm. The coding region runs from base 1 to 447 and encodes 148 amino acids. NCBI's taxonomy places the organism in Eukaryota, Fungi, Ascomycota, Sordariomycetes, Sordariales, Lasiosphaeriaceae. The transcript is spliced from 3 exons. Gene Ontology annotation, molecular function: protein phosphatase inhibitor activity. The record is from RefSeq and is a predicted model, not a curated record.